AUGAGCUACUACAAACUAGAGCCGCACCUGGCCAAGAUGACCGAGACAACGUUGCCGAGCUCGUAUCACCAUUUGCUGCGUGGCCUCGGCGAGGCACGAGACUCGUUGACGCCGACGAACGAGACCAGAGGAGAUUUGAUGGCGCUGCUGGAAGGCGUGCCGUUUGAUCGCCCCAUUGAGCCACUGCCGGAGAGUACGGUCAAGAGUGCACUGCAAUUGCCGGCAGGGGGCAGCAAGAGCGGGCCCGUGCUGCAUCCACUGCAUGGUGGGAAGACGCCAGGAUUGAUCCACACGCCGCCUCCCACGGAUACUGAACGAGCGGGUCAUGCCGAAAAACAAAAGGGAAAGUCGAAAGACGAUAAGGAUCGCCGAGAGAAGAAGGAAAAGAAGAAGCGGAAGCGAGAGAGGGAAGACGCAGCCAUGCUGCAGAAGCUGCUGGCGCCGCUUGUGGCAGAGCUGCGGGCACUUACGUGGACGGGCUGGGUGGUUAGUGGCAAGCCAGGGAACCCUUUUUUGCAAAAAUUCACAAAGGACAAUUGCAAGCGGCUCGGCGUGCCCAACUACUUUGACUAUGUCAAGAGUCCCAUGGACUUGACCCGAAUGAAGGAGAAAGUCGAGCGUGCAGAGUACACGAAGAUCGACCAGUUUACGACGGACAUUAAGCUCAUGGCUGCCAACGCCAAGACAUUCAACCGCGUGGGCGAACCGGUGCACCAGAUGGCCAUCGAGAUUGAGCGACUCUACGAGUCGAAGCUGUCGACGUACAAGAAAAUGUUUGACGAGCUGCAUCAGGAGCGCAAGAAGCGCAAGAAAGACAAGAAGAAGCGCAAGGAAAAGAAGAAGGAGAAGUAA
Messenger RNA from Hyaloperonospora brassicae, 852 nucleotides. The record is from the annotation of a GenBank genome assembly. Lineage: Eukaryota; Oomycota; Peronosporomycetes; Peronosporales; Peronosporaceae.